UAAUGGUAAGUUUUCCAUUAUUUCCAAACAUAGCCGGAAUAUGGUUGAUUAUCUGAAAAAGUCAAUCAUUCAAAUUGCGGCUUUAUGUGGGUUUUUGGAAAAUAGAGGCAAUUUGAGGUUUUCAAAGGCAUUACCAGACUUUGAAUGCGAGAAAACCGUGCUUUUCAGCAAAAGAAGUCCGCUGAAAAGCGAAAAUGAACAGUUUUUAAAACGACUGCAGAUUAAUACAGUGUCGGGCAAACCUACUGUUGAUCUCUAUGAAUUUUUGAGCAAUGUAUUCACGCCCCAGCUUCAAAAGCAUUACUCCAAAGGAAUUAAGCGCAACAUAUCCGCUUUGCAAACGAACCUGAGAGCGCAAAUUUUGGCUGAAAAUGCCCAAUAUUCUUUAACUCCGCAGAAUUUUUCGGUAUUAUCAUAUGUUAAGUCCGUGGAUGAUGAAAGGAGAUAUUGGGAAUGUCUAGCGGCCUCGAAAGCUGAUAAGUUGACACGAAAAUCGGCCGAAAAGUUCGGAAAUUUGCUUCACUCAAUCGCUGGGGAUUUGAGCAUUAUAGAAUCGCUUCCGGUUAGUGAAGUUGAAGAGAUACUAGAACGGGCUCAUAACACUUUAGAUGAUCUGUGGAGGUGCAAUCCAGGCUUUCCCAGAGAUCGCAUGAAGAACUUACUGGAUAUAAUAGGUAAUGCAGCUGUCACUCUUCAUGACUAUAAUGUUGUGGUGGAAAAGUGUUUGCAAAGUGUCGCUCUGGGGGAAAAGUGGCUAACAACUUGCAUGCAGCUUACCGGGCUUUUUUGGCCCAGCUUCAGCUCCAAUCCUUGGAAAGAAGCCGCGUAUCAGCCCUCGGAGUUGGAGCAAUUUAUAUCUCGAAUCCAAGAGGUAGUCAACAUCAGGACUGCUCACAAACAGCUCCUGAGACUGUCCACUCCAGAGGAGCAAAGUGAUUUGGAUGCCGACAAAGUCUUCAAGCCUUUCCUAAAUGUGGACAUUUUCACCUGCGACGAUGUCACCAAAGACCUACUAAAAGCUCGAAAGGAGUUUGAGUAUCUCCUGCAACCGGCCGAAGAAAGAGUGGCUUCGAAGCUGAAGAAGCAGCUGAUGAGCGUAAAUGCAAACACCCGACAGGCAUGCUGAAACGUAACUAGAUUGGCAAUUUCUUUGAUCUUCUUUCAGUUGAUCUACGAGUUCACCAGAUACUCCGAGCUGAUCAAUCGGAAAGUCUUAAAAAACAACCUUCUAGCUGAACGCCAGUUUCUCCUCAACUCACUUAGUGAGUACGUGGCUCAAAUUCAAAGCCAGUCCAAUUUGGAAACUUCCAAAAUCGUGACCAGGCAGGAAACGUCAGACACCAUAAAAGAAAUCCUCUUUAUACGACAACUGGAAGGCAAAGUCAAUGAGGUUGUUUUCGUGCUGGACAAACUGCUCAACGACUUAGAAGGGUUUCAGAGUAUCAAAGACUUCAUUCAAGGGGUAGUGAACAAUUUGAAGUCGCAACAUGGCGAGCUGUUUAAUGGAUGGAGUUCCGAUGUUAUCACCGCUAUUAACAGCAAUAAAUUAAGCCUGAAAGAGACCGACCCAGUGAUAGAAUUCUCCAAGGACAAGCUCAUGAAAGUUAACUACCCUUCGCGCUUAAUCACCCUUAUAUCAGAAGUCCGUCAAUUAAAGGCCAUGGGCUACCAACUUCCUCCCAUCAUUGAGGAAACCAGCGAUCAUGCCAAGAAGUUCAUGAAAUUCGCCCGCUUGCUUGAACAGAUCGCAAACUUCCACAAUACAAUCGGCGAUCGUAUGAUCCCAUCGCAAAAACCAAUGAUGUUAUCCAGUGCUUUGGAGCUCUCAAAAUUGGUGCAAGAACAGGAGGUGGUUUCCUGGGGCGAAGAAAAGCACGUGGAAAAGUAUGCGAACAAUCUGAAAAAAGUUGUAGAUAAAUUGUCGCAGAACAACAAUUUGCUGACCUCCUACCAUAUAGAGAUCAUUGACAAGAUUCAGGACCUGGAAAAUGUGACUCUUCUAAAGGAUUUCUCCAGAUGGAGUCAGACGAUUAAAAACAUCAAAACCGUUAUAGCAAACGUGGAAAACAAGGGCUUCAAAAACCUGCAAUCGUGGAAAAGCGAAAUUGAUGUAAAACUUUGCGCAAUUUUAGAAGCUGAGUAUACGAAAAACCUCACAUCACUGCACUUGACUUUAGAGGAAAUUCGUGUAGAUUUGGUUUAUCGCAAUUCGGCCCUAAAUUUUUCCCCAGACCAAUUAAUCCUCGAUCAAAUGUAUGAGCAGCAACUGAAAAAGUACCUGAACAUCCCCAAGAACUUCAAAGGAGUUUCUGAUAAUUCUGAGCAGAUUUACGGAAAAAUCAUCGAAAGGAACGAAGCGGUUUUGGAAAAUGUCUCCAAACAGAAAAAAGAACUAUUCGAACAGCUUGAUGCAGUGAUCAAACAUUGGCAGUCUUGGCUGCAGUUUGAGCCUCUGGACGCGAAGAAACUCACCUCAUGGGAGCACUGGGACCUGCACUUUAGGGCUUCAAAGACCUUUGGCCAGGAGAUAGCCAAAUUGCCCAGCGCAGAGGAGCGAGUUGGGUGUUUCCUGAUCGGCCUUUCCAGAAUGAGAUCCGACUUGGAGUCUCACAACAGAAGCUACUGGGACCAACUGGUGUACUCCUUGAAAGAUUCCAUAGCGGAAGACGUGGUGAAGCUGCAAAACUUCAUCGACCCCUCAACUGCGGCUCUAACUAAGCAACCAGUGUCUUUGGAGGAGAUUGGAGAAAGUGGGUUUAACUACAGCAGCAUUACUGAGGCGCACCAAGAGAUGGAGGCAACGUUCAAGCAAAUGCUCAAUAAAGCGCAAACUCUAGCCAGUUGGUCCAGAGAACAGGUGGACUCAGUAAAUCGACUGAAAGGAGCUUGGGAUAGAUUGGGGAGUCUCAUCAGCAACCAUCAGCACAUCAUGGCCAGACAGAUGGAGACCAUCAGAACGUCCCUAAGCAUCGAACAGGAAAAUCUCCUGAAGGAAAUCGAGCGGUUUGACUGUAACUACAAGAAAUUCAACCUGGAACACCCGGACAUUGUGAUUAUAACUGAAGUGGAACGCGCCCUGAAUGAAGAGGAGUUGUCCUGGAAAGCGUUCGAGCAGUUCAACACGGAGUUUGAAAAAUUCUCCUCGCAGUACUGGAUCGUAUUCAGGAAAAAGUGCUAUGAAUUGGAGGAUUUCAUCCAGACUUGGGCACAGCGGUUUAAUCAAGAGAACACUUUGUCGCGGUUUGUGUCCACAAUUUUGCAGGAUUUGCAAAAAUACAAAGAUAUCGCCCCAGCGUUAAAAUACGUGAAGGGGGAAGAUUUCUCGGAGAAGCACUGGAGCGAUGUUUUCGGAAUCCUAAAAAUCCAGCCGAAACCGAUUGAUCAAAUUCUGUUAAAAGACUUCUUGGAUGUUCAUGAGAAUAUUCGGGGCAAUGUCAAGGAGCUUCAAACUUUAUGCAAAAAGGCCGCUAGCGAGAUUGUGAUUCGGCAGACGCUAAAGGAGAUCGACCAGUGGGAAGUUCAGACGAAGUUUUUGUUAACAAACCAUGCAGAUUCUCAUGGGAAACCAAUUGCUGUGAUCAAGGAAUUCACGGAUAUUCUAAACACCAUUGGAGAUCAUCAGAUUCUGCUGCAAUCGCUGAAACAUUCCAGCAAUCUGAACGCCUUCGCGGAAAGAGCGACUAGUUGGGAAAACAAGUUGGAGGAAUUGAAUGGCUUUCUCAACUCUUUGGCGCAGAUUCAAAAGAAAUGGCUUUAUUUGGAGCCAAUUUUUGGGGGCGGCACUUUGGCACAAGAAAAAGUGAGAUUCGACCGACUAGAUCGGGACUUUCGCAAAAUUAUGGCAUUCAUCGAACGAGACACUCGGGUGACGGAAAUAUGCAAUUUUCCGAACCUCAACUCUACAUUAUUAUCGAUUUUGGAGCAGUUAUCGCGCUGCCAGCACAGCUUGGAUGCCUUCUUAAAGGAAAAAAGGGAAAUCUUUUCCAGAUUCCUCUUCCUGAGUGACGAUGAUUUACUGGAAAUCAUCGGCCAAUCAUCCAAAGAGCAAGUGAUUCAAUCGCACCUGAAGAAGCUGUUUGCUGGAGUCCAUUCGGUCCAGUUGGAUGCGACUUCGUCCAAUAUUGUGGCCAUGUGUUCUUUGCAGGGUGAAGUUGUGAAGCUGGAAAAUGCGGUAAAGAUCCAACGCCCUGUGGAGGAGUGGCUAGGGAAAUUGGUAAAGGAAAUGCAACGCACUUUGAAAGAACUACUGGUGAUUUGCCAAAAGGAAAAUCAGGCCGAUCCGCUGAAAUACCCGUCACAGAUACUGUGCUUAUCAGAUAAUAUAUCAUUUACUCAGAAGUGUGAGCAAGCGAUUAGUAGCAUGACUCUGCCAGCUUUGUUGGCAAAAUAUAAGGCACAAUUAAACGAUUUAAGUUCUUUAGAACUAAAUUCUUCUGCAGAAAUGUCGUCGAAAGACGACUCAAAUGUCUUAGAAUUGAAGCUAAAGGCGCUUCUUCUCGACACCAUCCAUCAUAUACGAGUUUUGGAUGAGUUGUUAAGCAAAAAUGUGACAAAAGUUAGUGAAUGGAUAUGGCAAAAACAACUAAGAUAUUACGCGAAUUCUGUAGGUGAUGUGACCAUAAAAAUGGCAAAAGCUCGAAUGAUGUACUCGUAUGAAUAUUUGGGAAACGAGCCGAAACUGGUUCGAACACCCCUGACUGAACGGUGCUUUUUGACUCUAACUCAGGCUAUGCACUUGGGGCUAGGAGGAAAUCCAUAUGGGCCAGCUGGCACGGGUAAAACUGAAUCCGUUAAGGCUUUAGGGGCGAUUUUGGGGCGCCAAGUGCUGGUUUUCAACUGCGACGAAGGCAUCGAUGUUAAUUCAAUGGAAAGGAUACUGACUGGCUUAGUUAAAACUGGCGCAUGGGGAUGUUUCGAUGAAUUCAACCGGUUGGAUGAAACCACACUUUCUGCCAUAUCCAUGAACAUACACGCCAUACAAGAGGCGCUAAGGAACAGCUCUAAAGCUGUGAGCAUCGGCGAUCAAGAGGUUCCAGUUGAUAGACACUGUGGAAUAUUCGUGACUCUAAACCCCGCAGGAGCAGGUUAUGGGGGCCGAAAUAAACUCCCGGAUAAUCUGAAGCAACUCUUUCGGCCCGUGGUCAUGACCCAUCCAGAUCACGAGGAAAUCGCCCGAACAUCGUUGCAUUGCGACGGGUACCGAUAUGCCGAUGUUAUAGCCAAGAAAGUCGUCGAAGUUUUUGAUAUAUCAAGUAAACUUCUGAGCAAACAGCAGCAUUACGACUGGGGCUUAAGGGCAAUCAAAACGGUUUUAUCCGGGUGCCAAAUGGCGCUAAAAAAAAUCAACACCUCCAGCGAAGCGAAAACCCUAUCGGCAACAGAGGAGCUGGGCAUUGUAGUCAGCACUCUGCGGAUGGACAUUGUUUCGAAACUUACUUUCUUCGACACUCUGAAAUUCAAUGAGAUCAUCGCUAACACUUUUAAGGACAUUCCGGUGGAAACUUUGGAGGACCAGCCGCUAAAAGUCGCUAUUUUAGAAUGCUACAAAGAGCUGAAGCUGUGCCCCAAUGAACGACAGGUAAACAAAUGUUUGGAGUUCUACAAGCAGCUGACGCAACGAAUGGGAGUAGCCAUAAUCGGACCUCCCAGCUCCGGAAAAACCACCAUCAUUUCCAUUGCAGCCAAGGCAAUAGCAAAACUACAGAAGAAGCUGAAGACCUACCCGGUUAAUCCUAAGAGCAUGUCGCGCCAGCACCUUCUGGGAUACAUGGAUCAUCUAAACCAGUGGAAUGACGGCGUUUUGACUAGUUACAGCCUGCAAGUGUCUGCAGAGGCUGAAGAUGCGUGGUCGUGGAUUAUCUGCGAUGGAGACAUCGAUCCGGAAUGGGUGGAGUCGCUCAAUUCCGUUCUGGACGACAAUAGACUGAUGACUUUGCCAUCCGGUUGGCGAAUCCAUUUCGGCCCAAAUGUGAACUUUGUCUUUGAAACUCACAACCUGAAAAACGCGUCGCCGGCAACUAUUUCCAGAAUUGGGAUCGUGUAUCUUGGAGCUGAAGAUGUGAACCUGGGCGAUUUUGUCAAUGCCCAGCUGAGAGCCCAAAGAUUGUCUGCUGCUAAGCUGGGGCAUUUGGAAGCGUUCAUGGGCGAAUUUUCUAAAGGGGUCGAAUGGGCCAUGAAAGAUGGGGAAAUUGCCAUAAGGAGGAGUAUAAUUUCGGUGGCCAAAACAGCCCUUGUUCAAGUGGAGGACGCUAGAAGCAAGACCGAGUUCAUAGUCGCUCUGAUUAAUGGUGUGGGGCAACAGUUGAAGCCAGAAUACAGACAACUGUUUGCUGAAAAAGUUUUUGAGUGGUUUGAUGAAACUGCGCCAAAUUUCGCGCUGAAGUUGUAUUACGACGAAAACAGGCAUGACAUUGAAACUUACCAUACUGAUCCCCAGAUGACCGUUGAAGAUGGUCGGCAUGGCAUUCCUCUAAUGCAGACCGGGCAAGUCCUCAAAUACUUAGACAUUCUGGAACCUUUUCUAGUUGAUUCCUUUGGGGAACAUUUGCUGCUUGCUGGACCGCAUGGAUGCGCGAAAAGAUUACUGGUGCAGCACCUGACAAAGGAGCAAUCCGAUGUUUCUCUAGUUGAAAUUAACUGCAGUUCUAACUUAUCGACGAAUUACAUAAUGCACAAGUUGCAUCAGCAUUGCCUUGCAAUAACCACCUUUAAAGGCACAAUACUUAAACCGAAGAAAGGAAAACUGGUGCUUCACUUUCGAAACAUGCAUUUGCUGGGCAUGGAUGAAUGGGGAACUAAUAUGGUUGUCGAGUUUCUAAACCAGCUGAUAGGCUACAACGGAUUCUUCAACGCCAAGACGGAAUUCAUCAACAUUCAAAAUGUGAUGAUUAUUGGGACUUUGAUGGGCACUCAGGCAAUAUCUGAGCGGUUCUUGUCGAAGCUGCAUCUGGUCAACAUCGAUUUCCCUGAUAAAGAGGACUUGUCCGUCAUUGUCGUCGCCUACUUAUCGGCCAUCAUCAGGUCAUUUUUCUCCAGCGCCAAUUUUCCCAAGCCCAAAGUCGUGAAAUUGGCCAUAACAAUGAUAACGAUCUUCAAUAAGAUUCGCGACACUCCAGAACUUCACAGGCAGGGUUUUGGCUCUAUAAAUCCUCACGAUUUGGUGGGCUGGUGCAACCAUCUGCAGUUCUACUCAACUUUGCAGUCUGAACACGCCAUGUGCUAUGAAGCAUUGAAAAUUUUCAGCGACCGACUGGCGCGGGUGGAGCAAAAACAGACUCUGCUAAAUAUUUUGAAUGAUUCAAUAAAAGCCGAUUGGGACCUGGAAAAUAUCGCAGAUCAAGCCUCUAGGCACUACUAUGUUUCAAGAGGCGAAGCCUUAAAUAAAGCCACAGUUUUCGAGAAACUCUCCAAGAAAAAUUGGGAAAUGGAAGUCCAGCGUGGAAUAGUCCAGUUUGGAAAGGAAAGCCAGGACCUGGACACAAUAAUUAACGACGAAAUCCUAUCGCUCACUGCCGCCGUAACAAGAGCUGCGCUUAUUCCACAGUACAACUUGGUGCUGCUUGGAAAAUCAGGCCUUGGGCGCAAAACUGCCAUAAAAAUCAGCUCAGCCCUUCUUUCCAAGAGAAUCAUUCAUCCGUGCAGUGGAAGUCCUCCACUGUUCCCAAACGACCUCAAACUGGCAGUCCAAUAUGCAGGCUUAGAGUGCGAAGACGUUCUUUUGAUACUGGAAGAUUAUGUUUUCUGCACUCAGCUGAACAUGACCAUAAUAAAUUUGUUGAUGAGUGCAGGCGAGGCUCCGGAUCUCUAUUCGGACAUUGAGAUGGAUUCCUUGGUUAAAGGGUUGAAGGACAAGCUGGAUAGUGAUAAUUUUGAAGGAGAUUUGAACCAAUACUUUGCCACUAAUAUCAAAAAACAUCUGCAUGUUUUUAUUUGCCUGGAUCAGGACAGUGAGGGUCUUCGCGAUAUAAUUGUGAAGUGUCCAGCUUUGUCCCAAAAUAGUGGGCUGGUCUGGAUAGAAAAGUGGAGCGGCGAAACGAUAAAAAGCUUCCCCCAGAAGCUAAUUCAUCAGCUGGGUGGAAUCGACGCCAAUUACUCCACGAGCACUUUUGAACAAAUCUACAAAUCUUUGCCCAGUGUAACACCAACCAGAUACAUCUGCAUGGUGAAGUUGUGCUACUCAGUUUACAAAGAAAAUGAAUCGUCUAUUAAUUCCAGAAUUACCAAGCUAGAGAGUGGAAUUUUGAAAUUAACUGACGCGAAAAAUUUAGUGAGCGAGCUGAAGCACAAAGCAGCCGAACAGCAGGAGAAACUGGCGGAAAAACAGUCGAAAGCAAACUCGGCCUUAGAUAUGAUAAGCAACACUAUCAAAGGUGCCCGCUGUGGGAAACAUCAAAACCGAAUCCCUAUCAGAAAUCCGCUCUUUGCGAGCUCCGCCUGAGAUUAUCCGUGAUAUUCUCGAAGGCGUAUUGAAGCUGAUGGGCACCCAGGACACUUCCUGGAACAGCAUGAAGACAUUUCUAGCCAAACGGGGAGUAAAAGAGGACAUUCGAUCGUUCGAUGCAAGUCGAAUACAAACCGAGAACCGGCAGGCAGUGGAAAGACUCAUGAGUACGAAGAGAGAUUCGUUUGACCAAAAGUCUGCAAAACGGGCUUCAGUUGCGGCCGCUCCUCUGGCGGCUUGGGUUGAUGCCAACGUGAAAUACUCCAGGGUGUUGGAUAAAAUUCGACCACUGGAAAGAGAGCAGAACAAACUGAAGCAAAAUCUAGAUAAUGCAGAAACUCAGUUAGUUGAGCUAAAUGCCAAUCUGUCUGAUGUGGAUGCGACAGUGGCCAAAUUAAAGGAACAACUAUCGCAGUUUACAAAGGAAGCAGCGGAAAUUGAGAUUGGAUUAAACGAAGUCAAUCGGACUUUAGCGUCCGCAGAAAAUCUCGUCUACAAGUUGGAAGAUGAGUAUCAGAGGUGGCAAGAGCAGCUGAAGGAGCUUUCAAAAGAGCUGGAGGUUUUGCCAAACGACUCGCUCCUAGCUGCUGCUUUUAUAACUUUCUUGUCUGAGGAAGAGGAAAUUAACAGAAGGAACAUUCUAACGACAUGGUGCUCCUUACUGGGCAAAGAUGAGUUUGACUUGAUGGCAUUUUUUGCGUCAGAGCGUGAGCAACUGCAAUGGCAAUCUGAGGGCCUUCCAAACGAUCGGGCUUCUUUGGAAAAUGCUGUUGCUAUGAAGAAAGGGCUUUUGUCUCCGUUAGUGGUCGAUCCCAACUCAACAGCGGCGCAUUGGCUGAAGGCACAUUACACGAAAAGCAAGCAGAACUUUGAGCAUAUCGCUGCCAACUCGCCCAAGUUGAAUACAGUUCUUGAAGCCGGUAUCCGAUUUGGCAAAAUCCUUCUGAUUGAAGAACUGGAAAGUGUACCACAUCAUUUAUUCCCGAUACUUAGAAGCGAUUUUGUGGUCCAAGGGGAGCGCAAAAUGAUUCGGAUGUUCGGCAAGCUGGUAGACUGCCAUUCGGACUUUAAAGUCAUAAUGUGCAGUCGCAACGAGCGCAUUAAACUUCCGGCAGAAAUCGCCUCGUAUAUUUGCGUCCUGAACUUCAACGUCAGAAUUUGCUGGCGACGCUCAAUGAAACCAAAUCCAACUCCACUGCAGUGACUGCCGCCUUGGACGAAUCCACAAAAGUCCAAAAUGACCUGCGGAAGGAAUAUGAGAUGUUUCUGGACAUAUCUUCGUAUGGAAGCCGGCUGUAUUUCGCCUGCAGAGAGUUUGGAAACUUUCACAUUCUUUAUUCCGUAUCAGCCGGUGCAUUCAGCAGGAUAUUCCUUUUGUGCCUGCAAACCACUCAGUCUCAAGCUGAUAAUCCAGAGAUCCAGACACGGCAUUUGUUCCAAAGCAUUUACAAUUACAUGGCCCGGGGGAUGUUUAAGAGCGACAAAUUGACUUUUUUCUUACACUUGGUUUGCCGCAUGUUUCCGAUAGCGGUUCCGGAGGUGGAAAUGCGCCUUUUCCUAGCCAAUAAUUCCUAUCAAAAAUUGGGCGAGGAAAACGACUCUGAUUUGCCAGGAUGGAUUCAACCCUUUUCUGUGCCGGCAGUUCUUAACAUUAAGAAUGCUUUGCCCGAUUUGUACAAGAAGUUGCAGUUGAAUGAGACGAACCUUUGGACCAGUUUCAUGGAAUCUACACAGUGCGAGAAGGAAUUUCCCAAACACUGCCAUGCAUCAGAAUUUCAAAAGCUGCUGGUGGUACAAUGUUUAAGACCUGAUAAGCUUUUGACUUGUAUCGAAAUCUGUUGCCUACGAAUAUCAGGACUCCGAACGGUAGAUCCCCCAGUUUUAAGCGUAAGCUCCGUCCAUGCCAAAUCCAGUGCGGAAGAACCGAUUUUAUUAAUCACAACCUCUGGAAUGGAUCCUUCAGUUGAAAUAAGCGAUUUAGCCAGGCAACUUAAUCAUCCCUUUGAAGAGAUAUCCAUGGGAGAAGGAAGUGAAGCUAAGGCUCUGACCAGUCUGGAAAAAUGCAGACAAUCGGGAAAGUGGCUAAUAUUGAAGAACUUACAACUGGUAACCUAUUGGCUUUCUGUACUCGCCCAAAAUCUGAAAAGUAGCCACUGCUCGGACAAAUUCAGAUUGUGGCUCAUUACGGAAUCUACUACAAAAUUCAAUGCAGUAUUGGCACAAAAUUGCUUAAAAAUCGCCUAUGAAGAGCCGCAAGGAAUCGGGAACAACAUGCAACGAAUCUACGCAUCGUUGGGAGAACAGUAUGAAAAUAAAUUGAGUCGAACUUCUGCCCGAAUAUUCUUCGUGUUUUCCAUGCUGCAUGCGUUGCUACAAGAACGACGGAAAUACAUACCGCAAGGCUGGUCGAAGUACUACGAAUUCAAUCAUACAGAUAUGCAAACCGGGCUGAAUUUAACUGAAGAUCUGUGGAACGUGGAUACAACUCGGGUUCAAUGGCAAUUUAUCACUGGGUUGUUAAGCGAGGCUGUUUAUGGAGGAAGAAUAGAAAACGUUGAUGAUACGAACAUCUUGGAGACGUACUUGGCCAUGUACUUUAAAGACGAGAUUUUAAGCCACAAAUGGAGGCCGUAUGGGCUGAACGUUAAUUUACCCAACAGCGGCCAAAACAAGGAAUAUUGUCAAGUCAUUAAAGGGUUUCCCAACAAAUAUCCUCCGUCUAUGUUUGGGCUGCCUGAAAAUAUUGAUAAAGCCCGUGAAAAGCAAAUGUCUUCGACUUUAAUCCAGCAGCUGAAGAGAUUUUACCAAAAGCACACUGCCAAAACACCUACAGCCGGUAUGAACUUCAAGCUUCUGCAUCCAUUUUUCAUUUUAUGGAAGAAGGUCAACCAGGGCCACGAUUUUAUACGACUGAGCUUGCCUGGGGGAAGGAAAAGCGCUUCUGCCCUCGAAUCGUACGUGUAUGAGGAAUACUCCAAGGGCGUAACGCUAAUACAGAUGAUCCAUAAGGAUUUUGCGAAUUUCAACAAAAUCUCAAAAGGUCUGCAGGAAGCAGAACCAAAUGAAGUACUGGCGGCUAACAGCCUUGGGGAAUCACAAACACCUACAGCCUGGAUUCACUUUUGGAAUGGCCCAAAAGACCCCACUCAGUAUUUGACUGAGCUUUUGCAGAAAACCGAUCACUUGUCCAUAUGGAAUUCGAAAAGCAUUGAAGAACUGCUCAAGCAGCCUGUAAAGUUGUCCAUGUUCUUCAGUCCGGAUACUUUCCUAGCAUGCUCCAAACAGGGAUUUGCCAGGUUUUCGAAUGUGCCUUUGGAAGAAUUAGUGCUUCAAACUAGCUGGACUUCUUCAAGCAAUCAUGCACUCAUUUUGUCUGGCAUUCUCAUCGAAGGCGCUUUACUCGAGAACGGGGUUUUAGUGGCAUGCAAAAGUAACUCGGAAAGCAUCAAUCUGACGCCAAAUUGCUACCUAAACUGGACUGAGAAGGAUAAAUUGCCGCAAGACAAUUUUGCAAAAUUUCCGCUAUACACCGACUCCAGCAGGGAAUCGAAGAUAACACACAUUCAAGUGGAAUGCAGUGCUAGUUUAAGAGAUCAAUAUGUGCUUAGUGGACUUGCAUUUUAUUUGAAACAUUAGUUCCAGUUAAAAAAACAUUUCUAUUGGAA
This is a messenger RNA of Dendroctonus ponderosae (mountain pine beetle), 12105 nucleotides long. RefSeq names its product cytoplasmic dynein 2 heavy chain 1. The record is from RefSeq and is a predicted model, not a curated record. Gene Ontology annotation, cellular component: dynein complex. Lineage: Eukaryota; Metazoa; Arthropoda; Insecta; Coleoptera; Curculionidae. Gene Ontology annotation, biological process: microtubule-based movement. Gene Ontology annotation, molecular function: ATP binding; dynein light intermediate chain binding; dynein intermediate chain binding.